UGUUCCCUAGUAACCCACAUGGUAACCGAUCUCCCUGUGUUUUGACUUUCGGCGCUAAGAGAUAAUCAGAAGUAUAAGGGGCUCUUUUAUUUGAAUCCGUCAGUCUUUACAUCUCACGUUAAUUUAAAUAGCACAGUUAUGAAGAUCGAGGAGGUAAAAAGCACCACAAAGACGCAGAGGAUCGCCUCGCACAGUCACGUUAAGGGACUGGGUCUGGACGAGGCCGGGAACGCUAAACAGUCCGCAUGUGGGCUGGUGGGGCAGGAGGCUGCGAGAGAGGCUUGUGGCAUCAUUGUUGAGUUGAUCCGCUCAAAAAAGAUGGCAGGGAGGGCGGUCUUACUUGCAGGACCACCUGGAACGGGAAAAACUGCCCUCGCUCUGGCUGUAGCGCAGGAGUUGGGAAACAAGGUGCCUUUCUGCCCCAUGGUCGGCAGUGAGGUCUACUCAUCUGAGAUUAAAAAAACAGAAGUACUGAUGGAGAAUUUCAGGAGGGCAAUCGGACUGCGCAUCAAAGAAACAAAGGAGGUGUAUGAAGGGGAGGUGACAGAGCUGACCCCCUGUGAAACGGAGAAUCCUAUGGGCGGCUACGGAAAAACCAUCAGCCACGUCAUCAUCGGUCUGAAGACGGCCAAAGGCACAAAGCAGCUCAAGUUGGAUCCGAGCAUCUACGAGACCCUUCAGAAAGAACGUGUGGAAGUGGGAGACGUCAUCUACAUUGAAGCAAACAGUGGAGCUGUCAAGAGACAAGGGCGUUGUGACACCUUUGCAACAGAGUUUGACUUGGAGGCAGAGGAGUACGUACCCCUUCCCAAAGGUGAUGUCCAUAAAAAGAAGGAGAUAGUCCAAGAUGUCACACUGCAUGACCUGGAUGUUGCAAAUGCCCGACCACAGGGAGGUCAGGAUAUUCUCUCCAUGAUGGGACAACUGAUGAAGCCCAAAAAGACAGAGAUCACUGAUAAGCUUCGUGCUGAGAUCAACAAGGUGGUCAACCGCUAUAUAGACCAGGGAGUUGCAGAGCUCGUACCUGGCGUGCUGUUUGUGGACGAGGUGCACAUGCUUGACAUCGAGUGCUUCACGUAUCUCCAUCGUGCGCUAGAGAGCACCAUUGCCCCUAUUGUUGUGUUUGCCUCAAACAGGGGCAACUGUUUAAUCAGGGGCACUGAGGACAUCUGCUCUCCACAUGGCAUUCCUCUGGACUUGCUGGAUAGAGUCAUGAUCAUCAGGACCAUGCUGUACACUCCACAGGAAAUGAAGCAGAUCAUCAAGAUCCGUGCUCAGACUGAGGGAAUCAAUAUCAGCGAGGAAGCUCUCACACAUCUGGCAGAGAUUGGCAACAAGACCACACUCAGGUACGCCGUGCAGCUGCUGACACCAGCCAGUCUGCUGGGCCGUGUUCAGGGAAAAGAAACCGUGGAGAGAGAGCAGAUCGAGGAAAUCAAUGAGUUGUUCUACGAUGCCAAGUCUUCAGCUAAAAUCCUCCAAGAUCAGCAUCACAAGUUUAUGAAAUGAAGUUCUAGUUUUUCAGUCUGCAGGGUUGCUGUUAUCACUUUUCCAUCUUUCUUCUCCAUUGUAGCUGCUUCUAAUGUUCCAGCCAAUGAUUCCCAUUUACUGUAGUUUUGUUCCAGUAAGUUCAAAGUUUUAUUUGUUUUAUUUGUUGACAAUUUUUGAAUAAAAAGGUAAAAU
Molecule: messenger RNA, 1683 nt
Organism: Cololabis saira (Pacific saury)
Lineage: Eukaryota; Metazoa; Chordata; Actinopteri; Beloniformes; Belonidae
Gene: ruvbl1
Product: RuvB-like AAA ATPase 1
Exons: 11
Coding region: 139-1509 (456 amino acids)
Biological process (GO): box C/D snoRNP assembly; regulation of transcription by RNA polymerase II; chromatin remodeling
Cellular component (GO): NuA4 histone acetyltransferase complex; Swr1 complex; R2TP complex
Molecular function (GO): ATP binding; ATP hydrolysis activity; DNA helicase activity
Source: RefSeq, a predicted model, not a curated record